This is a messenger RNA of Pseudophryne corroboree (corroboree frog), 2495 nucleotides long. RefSeq names its product DnaJ heat shock protein family (Hsp40) member B1 (gene DNAJB1). Gene Ontology annotation, biological process: negative regulation of transcription by RNA polymerase II. Gene Ontology annotation, molecular function: Hsp70 protein binding; transcription corepressor activity. Bases 207 to 1220 code for a protein of 337 amino acids. NCBI's taxonomy places the organism in Eukaryota, Metazoa, Chordata, Amphibia, Anura, Myobatrachidae. The record is from RefSeq and is a predicted model, not a curated record. Gene Ontology annotation, cellular component: cytosol. The transcript is spliced from 4 exons.
CGAGAGCCGUGAUUGGUUCGGAGAAGGAGGCCGCUCACGAAGUUUCUAGAGUGCGGAAGAAAGAUCUGGAAGGUUCUGGAGGUGGGGCUGUGUCUGUACAAUAGGCAGGCCGUCACUGUAUUGGGUCAGAGUAGUCCUUACGAGCGGUGUUCACAGUUUGUUUGUGUGCGUUGAGAAACCAGUGACCACAAAGCACAGCCAGAAGUAUGGGCAAGGAUUACUACAAAACUCUAGGACUGACGCGGGGCGCCUCUGAGGAGGACAUUAAGAAGGCAUACAGAAAACAGGCCCUGAAAUACCAUCCGGAUAAAAACAAGGACCCUGGAGCUGAGGAACGUUUCAAAGAGAUUGCUGAGGCGUAUGACGUGCUCAGCGAUCCUAAAAAGAAGGAGAUAUUCGACAAAUUUGGGGAGGAAGGUCUAAAGGGAGCACCAGGUGGUGGAGGAUGUGGCGGUACCAAUGGCCCCUCAUACAGUUACAGUUUUCAUGGAGAUCCUCAUGCCAUGUUUGCCGACUUCUUUGGGGGUCGCAACCCAUUUGACAACUUUUUUGGACGUAAUGAAGAGGAUAUGGACACCGAAGACCCUUUUUCAGGGUUUGGUAUGGGUGGCUUUGGCCAUUUAGGCGGCUUCCCCAGGUCUGUUCCCGGUCGACGUGAAGCAAUGUCUAAGAAACAAGACCCUCCAGUGAUCAGGGAGCUUCCAGUCUCUCUUGAAGAGAUUUUUACUGGUUGCACUAAGAAGAUGAAAAUCUCACACAAACGUCUAGGCCCAGAUGGGAGAAAUGUUCAUACAGAGGACAAGAUCCUGACCAUUCAAGUGAAAAAAGGAUGGAAGGAAGGCACAAAGAUCACCUUCCCCAAGGAGGGUGAUGAGUCGCUAACCAACAUUCCCGCAGACAUUGUGUUUGUGCUGAAAGACAAACCCCAUUCAGUGUUCAAGAGAGAUUCAUCUAACUUGGUGUACACAGCUAAGAUAAACCUACGAGAGGCUCUCUGUGGUUGCUCCAUCAACGUCCCCACCUUGGACGGGCGUACCAUUCAACAGGUCAUCAAAGAUAUAAUCAACCCAGGCACCAAGCGCAGAAUCAGUGGAGAAGGACUUCCAUUUCCCAAGUCACCUGACCAACGGGGAGAUCUAAUAGUGGAAUUUGACAUACGUUUUCCUGAACGCCUUUCUGCUGCUUCUCGGGAAACCCUAGGAAGGGUCCUGCCUGCGUAGAUCGCAGCGGGCCCAAUAGAACAUAGACCAAAGCGGUAUUGAAGGGUCCAUUUGAAACUCCUUCAGUACAAAAGAAACUGGAAAAAGAUGGUGAUAAUUUUUAGAGCACACAAUUAGUUACAGUUCUUACAUUUUGUUAUUCAGCUGUCUUAUAAUAAGCAGUGAUGCACAGACAUUUUCUAGUUUAGAGAUGCCUGAAGCCUACACUCGGGAAUAUCCAUGGAGACUUGUAUUUUCUACAUAAUAUGCUUGUGUUGCAUUUGCAAUUGAAAAAAACACAAAACAAACCGCUUUGCCAGGGGCCGUUGUAUACAGGGAGAGGAAUGCAUCUAUGACCAAACUGGGUCUUCUCGGUUCAGAGGGUUUCUUUUUUUUCUUAACCAUUCCUACUGUAACAAUAUUUAGUAACUCUACAUUGAAUGUAUAGUUCACGGACAUUUUGCUUGAAGUCAUGUUAUUCCAUACAGAGAUAACUCUGAGCCUUUUGUCACAGCUUUCAGAUAUGCCAAUGUAAACACUAAUAUGUGCUGUGUCUUAAAAGGGACAUUGUUGAUAUAAGACUCUGAGCUAUCUCUACCAAAUUCUUAUUUUACUAAGAUCCGGUCUUCUCAUCUCGCUUUCAGCUAGUGUUUGACUGGAGUGCUUGUUAUGUUACAUGUAUGUUGCUAAGCUUAUUAUAUGUUCAAUUUAAAUUGGGGCAUGCCUGGAAAUGUAGUGUGUGUGUGUGUAUGUGUGGGAAGGGGGGGUUGCCCUCCAUUUCUUUUCCUUUCGCUCAACAGUUGCAAUAAUUGUUUCAGCCAGUAGCUGGCACUGUGGAGCAAACUUUGGCCCCUACUCUGAAAUCUUAUUGCCUUUGUGUCAUUCAAGUGAGGGUGGGACUUACUUUGGAAGUGAGGAAAUAACUGGUGCACUCAAGUGUCCCCUAUAUAUAAAUACAUUUGUAUUUGUUGUGUAAAUAUUAUAUAUAUAAUUUUAUUUUAAUCACUUUGUUUUGUGUUAACGAUUCAGCUGUAAAUACGUGAUUUGCAGGCUAAUAGGAGCGGUGUGCUAGGGAUGGGUUGAUGAAUGAUCUGUCAUGUAUGGAGUUUGUAUGCUGGAGUAUAUCUUGUCAUGUUUGUAUUGGAGAAUGAGACUUCCUAGUGCUGCCUGUAUGGCUAGAAGCUGUGUAGGCCUUGUGGUGAACCACACGUCUCAAUAGAGCUGCUGAUCCACAAGUAAACAUCUCCAAGAGAAGGAGGAAUGUCUCCUCAACACUCAUUAAAGUAUUUUCAGUAA